AGGCUAUGGGGCGGCGCAAGUCCAAGCGGAAGCCCCCCCCCAAGAAGAAGGUGACGGGGACGCUGGAGACUCAGUUCACGUGUCCCUUCUGCAACCACGAGAAGUCCUGCGACGUCAAGAUGGACCGUGCCCGAAACACGGGGGUCAUCUCCUGCACCGUCUGCCUGGAGGAGUUCCAGACGCCCAUCACCUACCUCUCGGAGCCCGUGGACGUCUACAGCGACUGGAUCGAUGCUUGUGAAGCUGCCAACCAAUAGCAAGGGGGGGGCCCCAGUUCCCCCCCCCCCCGUGCCCCCCAAGAUACUGGGAUGGGGGUCAAGGACAUUGG
Molecule: messenger RNA, 328 nt
Organism: Pezoporus occidentalis (night parrot)
Lineage: Eukaryota; Metazoa; Chordata; Aves; Psittaciformes; Psittacidae
Gene: ELOF1
Product: elongation factor 1
Exons: 3
Coding region: 6-257 (83 amino acids)
Biological process (GO): transcription elongation by RNA polymerase II
Cellular component (GO): transcription elongation factor complex
Molecular function (GO): RNA polymerase II complex binding
Source: RefSeq, a predicted model, not a curated record